Molecule: messenger RNA, 2449 nt
Organism: Phalaenopsis equestris
Lineage: Eukaryota; Viridiplantae; Streptophyta; Magnoliopsida; Asparagales; Orchidaceae
Product: pentatricopeptide repeat-containing protein At4g32450, mitochondrial-like
Exons: 2
Coding region: 218-2158 (646 amino acids)
Biological process (GO): RNA modification
Molecular function (GO): protein binding; zinc ion binding; RNA binding
Source: RefSeq, a predicted model, not a curated record
UUUUUUUCUCCUGCGAGAGGUUUAGGCCUAAAGCCAGUAGGGUUUUUAGCAUCGCCGAAGAUCAGGAAGCAAAAUCAAACCGGCGGUGGCUUCAGUCCACAGAGGCUAAUUUUAGGAUCUCACCAUUGGAGAACAGAGAAGGUUAAGCUCCCAAAGCUAGGAUUUUUGAGGAUCUCCCGAGUUUCAGAGAGGUUUUACCCUAGUUCGAGAAGCAAAAAUGUUGACCGCUUUAAUAUACCGAAGAAGAGCAUCUGUUAUCGCCUUCCGAUCAAUCUCAUCCCUCUCUCAUCUCUGGCCUUUUUCUCUCCUCUCCUCCCGCGAUGUCUUCGCGGAUGCUUUCAAAACCUCACCUUUUUUCUCUCUAAGGCGGCUGUUUGCCGUUACAACUGAAUACCCGGCGGUGGAUACAGUAGAUCGCCACAGCCCUUUUAGGUCUUCCGGGGAGUGUAAUCAGCUUGCGGGUGACGGAUUCAACGGCGGCAGCCCUGAUGGAUUUCUCAGAGGUAACCCUAAUUACCAGAAUAGUUACUCGAAUCCUGGUGAGUUUCAGAUGAAGUUUUCUGGGGAAUCCUCUCAAGCUGGUGGUGCUUCUCACCAGAAUGGAGAAGCUUGGAAGCAGAAUCCUGACUCUAAUGGAUUAAAUGUUGCGGGGCAGCUCAUGCCAAACUACAAUUACUACAGUGGGAACUCAGGUGGAAAUUAUCCGAACGAGAGCAGGUUUCUUCAGAAUAGCGGACAGGUUCAUCAAAGCUCCCAUUGGAGCAAUCCACAGUUUCAGACCAAUUUACAGUUGAUUAAUGGAGGAGAAGGUGUUUUUCAGAACCCUAACUAUAUGGAAACGCCAAGUAAAUUUCAGCAGUACCCAAAUGAGUAUCAGCAUGCUUCAAUUCCUUCAAAUGAGAGAACUUUUUCUUUUUCAGAACUCCCUAACCCUAACAAUACUGCUGAUAAUGGUGAUAAAAAUCCAUACAGUGGUACCAUUGAUGAGUUUGAUGAGUUCUGCAGAGAGGAAAAAGUGAAAGAUGCUGUGGAGGUUUUCAAUUUAUUGGUUAAACGCGGAGUCGCCAUUGAUAUACCUCGAUGUUUGCUUUUGCUUCAGUUAUUCGUUGAUAUUAAGUAUUUGGAAGCUACAAGACAAGUUCAUGAUUACUUCUCCAAGAUUAUAGGAAAUGCCAGUGUUCCGGUUUAUAACAAGCUAUUAGAUGCAUACCUCAGGUGCAGUUCGAUUGCUGAUGCUUACCAACUCUUUGAGAAAAUGCCUCAACGAAACCUGACAUCAUGGGACACUAUGAUGAAGGGGCUCGUUCAUGAUGGCCUCGGAGAGGAAGCAAUCGACCUUUUCACCCACUUCAAGCAUUUGGGAUUGGAACCAGAUGGAGGAAUAUUCAAUACCGUUUUCGCCGCUUGCGGUGUGAUUGGAGCCGUCGAUGAGGGAAUGCUACAUUUUAAAUCGAUGGUGAUGGAUUUUGGCAUCCAUCCAUCUAUCGAGAACUAUUCGAGCAUGGUCACCAUGCUCGGAAGUUGUGGUUAUCUAAACGAAGCUUUCGAGUUCAUUGAAAGAAUGCCGGUGGAGCCGACGAUUGAUAUAUGGGAAACCUUAAUGAAUCUUUGUAGAGCUAACGGCGAUACAAAGCUUGGUGAUAGAUGUGCUAAUAUUGUUGACUACUACGACCAUACGAGAUUAACGGAACAGUCUAAAAAAGGACUUUUACCUGUGAAAGCAGUCGAGAACAAGAAGACGAAGAAUUCUGACUCGACUGACUUAGCAAAAAGGUUUUGUAGGCAACGGGAGUAUCGAGCGGGGGAGAGGUCUCAUCCGGAGGAUGACUUGGUUUAUGAACAGAUCAGAGGCCUCUUGCCGCAGCUGAAGGAUGCGGGAUAUGUUCCGGAAAUAAAAUGUGUGCUGCAUGACAUUGAUAGAGAAUCAAGGGAGGAAGCUUUGCUCUACCAUAGUGAAAGGUUGGCUCUUGCUUAUGCGCUCAUGACGACUCCCGCGAGACAAACUGUUCGGAUUAUGAAAAACCUUCGUGUUUGUGUCGAUUGUCAUAAUGCUUUGAAGAUCAUAUCGAAGAUAGUCGGUCGGUUGGUAAUAGCUCGGGAUGCUAAAAGGUUCCAUCAUUUUCAGGAUGGAGAGUGCAGCUGUCAUGAUUAUUGGUGAAGGUAUAACUAACUUUCUAGUGGAAGUCAUAUAAAGAAGAUAUAUUAAUCAUCUAAAUUCUCAGCUGCUAUUUUUUGUAGUUUAUGGGUCAUUUGUGCUUUUCAGUUUAACUAUCACUUUUAAAACAUUCAUUUUCUCUUAUACAUCAGCAAAAUUUUUUGGGGACAAAAAAAUACAUACAUACCACGCCAUUCUUAUGUAUUUACAUAUCUAACAAUUAGCACAUUGGGCGUGUCACCAAUUAAUAAGCACUUUCUUUGCUUGGUUAUUUGUCAGCUGGAUGUUUAGGCC